Molecule: messenger RNA, 3980 nt
Organism: Elgaria multicarinata webbii
Lineage: Eukaryota; Metazoa; Chordata; Lepidosauria; Squamata; Anguidae
Gene: TMEM132A
Product: transmembrane protein 132A
Exons: 11
Coding region: 71-3340 (1089 amino acids)
Cellular component (GO): endoplasmic reticulum
Source: RefSeq, a predicted model, not a curated record
UGCUGGCUAGUGGGGGACAUGCGCCCCGCAGCGCCGGGCGUGGGGAUCUGAGCGGGUCGGCUGCGGGAGAAUGAUGGACUCCCGCCGCGCUGCCCCCCGGCUCCUGCUGGCCGUCGCGGCUGUCCUCCUGCGCGCCCCCAGAGUGGACUGUGAAUCUGACCCUCCUGAUGUGGUGUACCUCCCAGCUGAACUCAAAGUGCUCAAUGGCCCAGAGUAUUUCCGCCUUCAGCGUACAGAUCGUUACUCGCCCGGAAAUGCCUCCCUCAGCUCCCGCUCGGAGACCUUCCUCUUCCUCCAACGGCGGCUCACCGGAAAGCCCACCAUCCAAGCUGCCUACCUGCCAUUCAGCGCCCAGCAGGCAGUUCCAGCUGAUGAUUCCCAAUUCACAGACCCCUCUGCUGCCUGGGACAUUCGGGCUGUCUCCAUUGAGGGCACGGUGUCUCCUUAUGAGCCGUACGCCAGGGUCCUCUUCCACCUCCAAGGGCAGGACUGGGUGUUGGGACAGCAGGCCCUCCCAUGCGUCACACUACACGUCUUCCACCAGGCCCAGGUGGUUCAUCGGGCCUGCCACCUCCAGGCCCCACUAGGUGUGUGUGUUGUGGAACUGGAGCUCCCCGCUCGCUGGUUCUCACCUCCCCCGCCCACCAGCCAGCGCACACCGGAGGAUUCUACCAUCGCUCCUCUACGGGCUGAACUGUACUAUACCCUGGAGCCCACACUGCCUGGCAAGACACCUCACGAGUGCCCCCACAGACGGAGCCAGGAAAGGCCGCAUCCAGGCACGGAGGGCGCCAAGGAGCGGCUGCGUUACGUGGGUCCUGUCGAUAUCCGGGUGAUGAGCCCGCCCCGGCGCCAGGAGGUGCGGCUGGAUGACAACGUGAUGGUUCGAGUCCCUGACAUGGCCCUGCGCCCAGGACAGCUCUUCACUGCCACCCUUAUCCUGCAACAGAACUUCACCGCUGACCUGCUGACACUCCGCAUCAAGGUGAAGAAAGGGCUACAGGUCCUGGCUGCUCGCCCCACCAGGCCAGAGGCCUGGACUGCAAAGCUGGACAAGUUCAAGGGUGCCAAGCAUCACACCGCUCUGGUCUCUUGUCGCCGUUCUAUUAGCAGUGGUUUGGACUGGAGGGCAGCAGAUUUCCCAGAGUUCCUGUAUCUGGAUUUUGUAGUAGAGAAUGGUACAGCGGGGCAGGCCUCAACGCGACCGGUCACCUGGCAAGUGGAAUACCCUGGACAGGACCCUGAAGCAGAGAAGGACAAGAUGGUGUGGGAGAUCCAAGUGUCGGAACGAGAUGUACGGGCCUUGGUUCCGUUGGUGAAGGAGCAGGAGAUUGUGAACACUGCGCUACUCACAGGAAUCCCUCACUCGGUGCCUGUGAAGCUGGUUGUGGUAGAGACAGGAGGAGCGGUGACUGAGGUGACGGAGCAGAUGGGCUGUGAGUCUUCUAACAAGCAGGUUCUGCAGGUGUCAGAUGUGUGUGACGCUGUCUAUGUUGGAGGGAAAGAGAGCCGGGGGGCACGUGGCGUACGGGUGGAUUUCUGGUACCGCCGGCUGCACGCUUCGCUGCUCUUCACUGUCUGGGCCCCACUACUGCCUCUGCGCAUUGAGCUGACUGACACCUCCUUGGAGCAGGUGCGAGGCUGGAGGGUCCCUGGCCCAGCCCCUGACAGCAGCCUAGGAGAGCCUGAAGAGGGUGGAGAGGAAGCAGAGAGGAGAGCUCGGGGCUGCCGGCUCCAGUACCAACGGGCUGGGGUCCGGUUCCUUGCCCACUUUGUGGCUCACCCUCUAGAUGGUGGCCGUCACCUGACCUAUAUGCCAAGCUCCGAUUGGCUGCUAGAUGUCUCGCAUCUUGUGCAGAAGCAUGCUAGAAUCCAGGACCCCCGAGUGGCGACGCUGGAAGGUGGGAGUGUGGUGAUUGGCCGUGAACCAGGCAUGACAUCUGUGGAGGUGCGUUCUCCUGUUUCUGACUCUAUCCUGGGGGAGCAGACUCUGGUGGUGUCGGAGGAGAAGGUCUCUAUCUCUGAACUGCAGGCCCAGCUGGUAUCGGGGCUCUCGCUGUCGCUCUCUGUGGAGCCCGGACACCUGAAUAUCUUCACUGCCACGUGUCGGGCACUCUCUGCCCUGCAGUCCCUGAAGCAGGAAGCCGUGCUGAGCAUCUGGCUGGCGUUUACUGACCACACCUUGGCCCCCACGGAGCUUUACGGCUGGCGGGACGCGUCGCUCGUACUUUCCUCACUGAACCUUCACGUGGCGUCCGUGCGGCUGGACGAGGGGCAGGCGUGCCCUGUGAUUGUGGCUGAGGGAGCAGGACGAGGGUCCCUCCUGCAGCUCGGCCUGCACUCCCCGGACACUUGCCGCAAGGGCAAGCACCGGGCUCCCCUCGCCCAGGGCACAGCAUGGCUGGAAGUGAACUUUGGGCAGCACUUCCUGACGACCAGCAGCCCACGGCAACAGGAUCCCCGCCUCCACGGCGAGCCCCCCUUCCAGCGAGCAGAAGGGGCCAUGUCCGGGGAAGCAGUCACGGUUGCUGCGGUCACCGAGAGCGGAAGGGGAGCGAGGAGGCAUGGCCCCGUAGGGGUGGGGCCGCCAAUGACCAAAUUUGAGGGGCCUGGCGGUAGCUCCUAUGAGGACGCAGAGCAGGCGGAGGAGGAAGAGGAGGAGGAGGAGGAGGAAGAUGAGAUGGUGAAGGCCCCCGCGCGGGUGACAGACUUGGAGAUCGGCAUGUACGUUCUCCUGGGCGUCUUCUGCCUCGCCAUCUUCAUCUUCCUCAUCAACUGCGUGGUCUUUGUACUCCGUUACCAGCGCAAGGAGCCUCCUGACGCUGGGUCGGGGCUGGCCUCUUCCACCCCGCAGCCGCACAACUGGGUCUGGCUGGGCACUGACCAGGAGGAGCUGAGCCGGCAGCUGGACCUGCGCAGCCAGCACUGCAAAGACCAAGCCCUGGACCCGUCCAGCACUGACGAUGGCUGCUGCUGCUGCGCAGCACCAGAGGGAAAGCUGGAGGCCGCGGCUCAAGCGAGCCCAGCGCCACCCCCAGGGCCAGAAACGGGUGUUUUGGCCAGCGCUUUGGGCCCAACGGCCCAAGCGAGCCCGGCCCUUACUGCCACCUUGUCUCGGAAGAAAGAGGGCAGGGAGGUGGGGGGCCGUCGGAAGCGUGUGGAGUUUGUGACCUUUGCUGCUCCCCCUGGCUCUGCCCCCAGCCCCCCUGCGUCCGCCCCCGCCGUUCAGUCCAUCCUGGUGGCCAGCGAGGAUGACAUCCGCUGGGUGUGCGAGGACAUGGGGCUGCACGAUCCCGACGAGCUGCGCAGCUACAUGGAGAGGAUCCGGGGCAGCUCCUGACCUCCGGGCUCUCCUGCGCUCCACCCAUACGGGCAAACCAAUAAGGGAUCGGCAUUUGCUCCCCCUCGGCGCUCUCCUAGGGUCAUCCUGCUGGGCUGUCUACUUUAGGGAGGGCUACACACAACAGGAAACCAGCUUUGGGUAACUCCGCUGGGCGAGAAGAGGGAGCACGGGUUACUCCGGGCCAGAGACGCUCCAGCUGCUCUCUCUGUUAGAGACCUUCUUCCUCGGUUGUGCCACUAAGCCGGUUCCCUUUGCAUUCUGGAGAUGGAUUUACAGGUCGGAGUCAACCCCCUCCUGCCGCCAUCCCAGUGGCACUUGCUCCCUUUCCUGGGGACGGAACCUGUGUGUCCUCGUUGCUUCUCCUCUCCCCUGCCCCCUCUUACAAAAAAAAAGUUUGUAUUCAGUAUGGGUGAGGGGUUGCAGGCUGGAAGUCAGCCCCGUGCCAGCAGCAAGCUGAUUGCGAUACGCCCUGGAAAGGAACCCAGGGGAGGGGGGGCGGCCUGCUCCUAGCCCUCCCUUAUUGCUUUGACUCUCAUUGCCAGUUUGUGUCCAUUGUGUGAUGAUGGUUUGAACAGCGAGUGUCCUUCCUACCUGUGGUCUGAGCCUGGAGCUCUUCCCCUACCCCCCACCCCCACCC